This is a messenger RNA of Phanerochaete carnosa HHB-10118-sp, 294 nucleotides long. RefSeq lists its product as uncharacterized. The record is from RefSeq and is a predicted model, not a curated record. Lineage: Eukaryota; Fungi; Basidiomycota; Agaricomycetes; Polyporales; Phanerochaetaceae. The coding region runs from base 1 to 294 and encodes 97 amino acids. The transcript has 2 exons.
AUGGACACUCUGCAUCAGUGGAGAUACCGGCUCGCACAAGAGGCCGAGGAGGCUGUCAAAACUUUGAUCUCAGAAGAUGAGUAUCUUGAUACCAAGGAGAAGAUCAAAGAUUUCAUCACGUACCUGCUUGGAGAUGAGGCCGGCAGAGCGCCCUUUGUGUACAAGAGCUGGGGAGGUAGAACAAAGCAAAUGGUCAACCGUGUGCUUCACUUCUGGAAGACAGGCAAGUUUGUGAAGCCCACCAGUAGAGCCAGCCACUACUCGCAGGACAACUGGGGCAAUACAAGCAUAUGA